Molecule: messenger RNA, 3862 nt
Organism: Aegilops tauschii subsp. strangulata
Lineage: Eukaryota; Viridiplantae; Streptophyta; Magnoliopsida; Poales; Poaceae
Source: RefSeq, a predicted model, not a curated record
AUGCAGGUGUGUAAAGCAGAGGGUGUGGAUGCGAUGACCAUUGCGAGGGGGACGCCCGGGUUCUCAGGUGCAGACCUUGCAAACCUAGUGAAUGACGCCGCUCUCAAGGCUUCCAGGGAUGGGGCAGAUGCUGUUGGGAUGGAUCACCUCGAGUAUGCCAAGGAUAGGAUCAUCUUGGGCAGCGAGCGCAAGUCGAUGGUGAUAUCUGAUCAAUCCAGGAAGAUGACUGCCUACCACGAGGGUGGGCACGCCCUUGUUGCUAUCCUCACGGACGGGGCUGACCCUGUCCACAAGGCCACCAUUAGGCCCAGGGGAAAUUCUCUUGGCAUGGUGGCGCAGCUGCCGGGGGAAGACAGCGAGCUGGAACUCUCGAGGAAGCAGAUGCUUGCAUCGCUGGAUGUACUCAUGGGGGGCCGGGUUGCUGAGGAGCUUAUAUUUGGAGAGACUGGUAUCACCACCGGUGCCUCAUCUGACCUAAGCAAGGCGACUCAACUGGCGAAAGACAUGGUCACCAGGUAUGGUAUGAGCAAACUGGUAGGCCUUGUUUACUAUGGCAACAACGGCGAUGGUGGUGAUGGUAAGAUGACAGCCCUGGUGUCUGAGGAGGUGAAAGCAUUACUGGACAACGCUCACAAGAAUGCAAAAGCGAUUCUCACGGAGCACACCAAAGAGUUACAUGCGCUAGCCAACGCCCUGUUGAAGCAUGGAACUCUCACUGGUGAAGAUAUGGUGAAACUAGUAUUGACAGGACAAGAACCAGAUGAUCUUAACAUUAGCCAGCAGAAUCAGGAAACACCUUCACUCACUGUUGGUGAGAUCACAAAUCUAGUAUCGACAGAAGAACAAGUAGAUGAUCUUAACAAUUGUCAGCAGGACCAGGGAAAAUCUUCUCUCACUUGUGACAAGAGCACCAAACCAGUAUCGACAGAAGAACAAGGAGAUGGAACUCUCACCGGCAACGAGAUCACGGAACCGGUGUCGACAGACCAACAAGUAGGUGAUGCUAACAAUGGUGAGCAGGUACAGGGAAACACCUUCUUCGCCCUAGCCGUGGAGGCGCUUCCAAGAGUACUUCCGUUCCUGAUACUUCUGUUUGAUGAGCUCGUUCAAGGACCUCUAUGGCCGGAAUCUCGUCGCUGGAUGGGGGGCAGCGCCCAUGGAGGCUUGGAACAGUGGAUGAAAGUCGCUGGCGUCGAGGUCGAGGAUCUCCUCCUCUCUCUAGUUGGUGCCAAUGACCAGGCGUCGGCCACGCCGACGACCCCCCAUCUGCAGGAGGCCGCCGAGGAUGCGAUGCAUUGCCCCGGCGCGCAGCCGUUGGAGCACGGCCGGCCGGGCACAGGAGUUUCAAGUGCGGCAAGGGAGGAAGGGCGUGUUCUUGGUACAGCCAGUGCACCCUACUACAUAAUAGAGAAAGGCCUGCUUAAAAAGCAGCUUCUGCGUACCUGUGGAGCCCUUGUAGUUACUGGCUUUGCAAUCUAUGGCCUUAAGGUUUUGAUUGAUAUGUGCGACGACAAAGAAGUUGGCAAAUUCGAUGCUUUGAAACAAGCGGCUGCGGAUUUAAGCACAAAAUUCAGUGACGUAAAGGGCGUCGACGAAGCCAAGGCUGACCUUGAGGACAUAGUUCUCUACCUACGAGAUCCCAAGAGUUUCACUCGCCUUGGUGGCAAGCUUCCAAAGGGUGUUUUGCUUACCGGCCCACCCGGCACAGGGAAGACCAUGUUGGCAAGGGCUCUGGCCGCAGAAGCCGGCGUCCCUUUCUUUGCAUGUAGUGGCAGUGAUUUCGAGGAGGUGUAUGUGGGUCUUGGGGCUAAGAGAGUGCGGGAGCUCUUUCGUGUAGCAAAGAAGCGAUCUCCUUGCAUAAUAUUCAUCGAUGAGAUUGACGCCGUUGCUGGGCGCAGACACGCAUUAGACCCGUCGUGGCAGAGGCAGACCAUGAACCAGCUGCUUUCUGAGAUGGAUGGCUUCAGGCAGAAUGAAGGGAUCAUUGUGAUCGCCGCGACAAACUUCCCGGAGUCGCUAGAUAAAGCCAUUGUCAGGCCUGGGCGUCUUGACCGUCAAAUCCAUGUUCCUACCCCAGAUGUUGAGGGCCGCCGGCAGAUCCUUGAGGCUUACAUGUCAAAGGUGUGUAAAGCCGAGGGUGUGGAUGCAAUGACCAUUGCGAGGGCGACACCUGGGUUCUCAAGUGCAGACCUUGCAAACCUAGUGAACGAUGCUGCUCUCAAGGAUUCAAGGGAUGGGGCAGAUGCUGUUGGGAUGGAUCACCUCGAGUACGCCAAGGACAGGAUCAUCAUGGGCAGCGAACGCAAGUCAGCGGUGAUAUCUGAUCAUUCGAAGAAAAUGACUGCCUACCAUGAGGGAGGUCACGCCCUUGUUGCUAUCCUCACGGACGGUGCUGACCCUGUCCACAAGGCCACAAUUAUGCCAAGGGGAAAGGCUCUCGGCAUGGUGACACAACUGCCAGGGGAAGACAGCGAACUGGAACUCUCGAGGAAGCAGAUGCUGGCGAGGCUGGAUGUCCUCAUGGGAGGGCGGGUGGCUGAGGAGCUUAUAUUUGGAGAAACCGGGAUCACAACUGGUGCCUCCUCUGACCUAAGCAAGGCUACUAAAUUAGCGAAAGACAUGGUCACCAGAUAUGGCAUGAGCAAGCGGGUCGGCCUUGUUUCCUACAGCAACGACGGUGAUGGUGGUGAUGGCAAGACAACGGCCCUGGUUGAUGAGGAGGUGAAAGAUUUAUUGGAUAACGCUUACAAGAAUGCGAAAACGAUUCUCACGGAGCACAACAAGGAGUUUCAUGCGCUAGCAAACGCCCUGCUGAAGCAUGGAACUCUCACUGGCGACGAGAUCAUCAAACUAGUAUUGACAGAACAACAAGCAGAUGGUCGCAACAAUAGCCAGCAGAAUCAGGUAACACCUUCUCUCACUGGCGACGGGAUCACGGAACCGGUGUCAACACAAGAACAAAUAGGCGAUGCUAAGAAUGGUCAGCAGUAAUUGGAGACGCUUACAAAAGUACUUUUGUUGCUGAUACUUUUGUCGCAAGCACGCAAAAUGUAAAGAGCGAUGUGUACCGUCCGAAUUUCGCUGACUUUAAGUGUUUCUCAAGUGUGAAGAGAAUGUGAUGUUGUAGUAAAGCCUCCUGUUUUGAGCCUCAAGCAUGAAUGUACCCCAAUAUCUCUGUUGGAGCCUCAAGCAUGAAUGCACCGCAAGAUUUCUGUUGGAACUGAAUGGGGUUUCUGUGAAUGAGCGAGUUGUGUGAAAAAUGCAGGUUCACAGCCCUAGCGCAUGAAUUUACCCCAGCUGCAAAACAUAAUAAGAAUAUUCGUGAUUGCUGGACUGUAACCUCUUUUUUUUUUAUGGAUGAUUACUGGAGCCAAAGCCCUGUGUGUGUGAUAUUCUAGCUAAACCUAGCCUUAAAGCGCAAAUUUUAUAGAGGGUUGCUACGCGUCGGCCGGUGGAUCUUCUUAAAAGAUCCGCAGCAGCCGUUAGAUCUCCAUUUUCUUGAUUGCAACAAAGGUGGUAUUGCAGAACCCUUUUUGCAAUAAAGCUCAUGUUGCAGAAACUUUUUGAAACAUAGGCGACGUUGCAGAUUUUUUUUUUCGUCUUCAGUUCCUUGCAACAUGGGUGUUGUUGAAGAAAUUUUUGCAAUAUAGUUGAUUAGAUAUUAUUCUUUAGUAAGUUCAUCCAAUGGAGAUAGGGUGAGGAGAAAGAAAGGAGAAAACUAAAGAGAAAGAUGGACAGUAGAUUGACAGUAUCCGAAUCAAAUAAGAAAAAAAAACAUUGCUAUUUGAUCAAAUCCCAAUUGUGUGGGUGUAAAAUAGAAAAAUCCCGUUUUGGCUUGCGGUGGGCAUAGGACUGAAAAUCA